Molecule: messenger RNA, 201 nt
Organism: Dentiscutata erythropus
Lineage: Eukaryota; Fungi; Glomeromycota; Glomeromycetes; Diversisporales; Gigasporaceae
Source: the annotation of a GenBank genome assembly
GGCGAAAGUAAAAACAAACCUGCAAUUUUGAUGACAGAGAUGCUAAAAACAAAAUUAUCUAAUUGUAUUCAAACAUUAGCUGAUAUUGGAAUGAUACUGAUAAAGAUGAUAUACAAAGCUUUCGAAUAUUAUGAAAAGCCAGCAGAAUCGGAUUAUGUUGAUGGAAUGUAUGAUAUUAGCAAAGUUAAUAAAAGGAGAUAA